Messenger RNA from Phalaenopsis equestris, 1147 nucleotides. Its product is annotated as ras-related protein Rab7. Gene Ontology annotation, molecular function: GTP binding; GTPase activity. The transcript has 7 exons. Gene Ontology annotation, cellular component: vacuolar membrane. The record is from RefSeq and is a predicted model, not a curated record. Bases 212 to 832 code for a protein of 206 amino acids. NCBI's taxonomy places the organism in Eukaryota, Viridiplantae, Streptophyta, Magnoliopsida, Asparagales, Orchidaceae.
ACUAAUCAUUUUUGAAUCCCCGUUCUUUCCUCAAGUCGUCGAGCUCCGGAGUAUCCGUAGUCACAGUCUAGCGCGUUCUUCUUGUUUCGUCUUAUAGAAAUUCUAUCCCUAUAAUUUUUGGACAGAAACCCUAGAUUACUUGGAAUUCGAAGGCUCGAUCUGUCGCUCAGAUCUGAUUAUCUUGUGGCGUGACCAUUUUGGAUUAAAAUCCAUGGCAUCGCGAAGGAGAAUGCUUUUGAAAGUCAUCAUUCUGGGCGAUAGCGGGGUUGGCAAGACAUCGCUUAUGAAUCAGUAUGUUAGCCAUAAAUUCAGUAAUCAAUACAAGGCGACCAUAGGUGCUGAUUUCCUUACCAAGGAAAUUCAGUUUGAGGACAGGCUUUUCACGUUGCAGAUAUGGGAUACAGCCGGGCAGGAGAGAUUUCAGAGCCUUGGCGUGGCUUUCUACCGUGGUGCAGAUUGCUGUGUUCUUGUUUAUGAUGUUAAUGUCAUGAAGUCAUUUGACAACCUAAACAAUUGGAGGGAAGAAUUUUUAAUUCAGGCUAACCCAUCAGAUCCAGAGAACUUCCCAUUUGUGGUUAUUGGAAACAAGAUAGAUAUUGAUGGUGGCAACAGCCGAGUGGUUUCUGAGAAGAAAGCAAGGGCUUGGUGUGCCUCAAAGGGUAAUAUUCCCUAUUUUGAAACAUCAGCUAAGGAGGGAAUAAAUGUAGAAGCUGCAUUUCAGUGUAUUGCCAAGGAUGCUCUAAAAAAUGAACCUGAGGAUGAAAUAUAUCUCCCGGACACCAUUGAUGUUUCCGGCGGUCAACCGCAAAGAUCAUCAGGAUGUGACUGCUAGAACCUGUGCUUUCGUCCUUCCUGGUCCGCUGUUGUCAACUAAAUUGUUUAGAAGAUUGUUACUGCAAUCUAUAUCCUUGCUAUUUUCCCUUAAUAGGCUUACUUGGUUCUAUUUUCUUUGGUCUUUCCAAGUUCUCUGUUGUUAUAUUUGUAGAUAAUGCUCAAGAAAUUGAUUAAGCAAACUCGAUUUAACACCUCUUAAACUGUAAAGGAUGUGUAAAAUGCAUAAUGUUUUUUUUUUUCGGGGUGAUUCGUGUACUGCAGUUUUACCAGAGAAAACUGAAUAUAUGAGCACUACUGCUAUUGUUUUCGGUGA